ACUCUAAAAAUUACUAAACAUACUCUCAGUUCAAUAUUAAUUAAGGCAUUUCAAACUACUAACUAUUAUAAAGAAAGAAUUUAUAUAAUAUGCGUUUAAAACAUCAAAACUGUCUGAUAAUUUAUCGGGAGUUCUGGAUACAACAAAUAAUAGACUAUUUUCCAUCUCUACAUUUUCUUAAAUAAUUUAAUACCCGCUGCAACCAUAGUUUAAUCAAUCACAGAUUUCAAGCAUUUGUUGACAAUAUUUGUUUGACAUUUCAACCAACAUGUGUAUCAUUGAAUUGUCAUAAUAAAAUCCAAUCUUCGUGACUUUUUGUGCCAAAAAAUACAUGAAAUUCGCGUUUUUCAAUAAAACAUUAUUAAUUAAUAUAUUUUAUUAGAAAUAUAUGCUUUAAAACAAAAAACUUUAACGUCUUUAAUACAAAUUUAUAAAGCUUUUAGAUAAUGGAAGUAGAAAACGGCGAAGCACAAAUUCAGGUGCGGCUUAAAACUAAACAAGAGCAUUUAGCCGUACCAGAUGUUCCGUACACAAUUGAAGGAAACUUGACUACCGCAGACUUGAAUACAUUUGUAAAUACUUUGCUGGAGCAGGAUGCUCUGAAUAGUGAAUACAACUCACCGAUUGAAUUUGAUUUUAUUGUGUUUGAUGAAUAUUUGCGUGGUCGUUUGUGUGAUCACAUACGUGAAAAAGAAGUUUCUUUUGAAGAUACUAUUGACAUGGAAUAUGUUGAACGUUUUCCCGCACCAGAACCUCAGGAAUGUCUGUUACAUGAUGAUUGGGUUUCCGCUGUAAAAGCCAGUGACAAAUGGAUAUUAACCGGAUGUUAUGAUAAUACCAUAAACAUAUGGACAGUGAAAGGCAAACAUGUAUUAACCAUACCUGGCCAUACACAGCCUUUAAAGGCAGUUGCUUGGAUAUCGAUUGAUGAUCAACGUGGAAAAUUCGUUUCUUGUUCACAAGAUCAGACUGCCAUGCUGUGGGAGUGGUUGGUUGGAACGAAUUCGGUGGAAUGCGUCUCGGUAUGUAAAGGACAUGAGCGGGGCUUAGAUUGUGUUGAUGUUAGUCCGGAUAAAACAAAGUUUGCUACAGGCAGUUGGGACACAAUGUUGAAAAUAUGGUCGGCAGAAAUAAAUGAAAGUGGUGAAGGUACGGUCUCUACUAAGAGACAAAAAGAAAGUGGCACAACAAGGGUUCCUGAUAUUACUCUGCAAGGACAUCGCGAAUGUAUAUCUUCUGUACAAUGGAUGGACGCUGAAACAAUUUUAACAGGCAGUUGGGAUCAUACUUUGAAAAUUUGGGACUUACACCUUGAAGGCAUUAAAUCAGAAAUUUCUUCAAAUAAAUCAAUUUUUGAUGCAAGUUAUUCAAAAUUAAAUCGUCUCAUUAUGACCGCAUCAGCGGAUAAAAACUUACGACUUUACGAUCCACGCACAAACCAAGGCAACCUUGUUCGUAACACAUAUUUUGGGCACAGUCAAUGGGUGCAAACAGUCAUGUGGUCCUCAACGGAAGAAUACUUAUUUAUAUCUGGUUCAUAUGAUAAUCAAAAUAAAUUAUGGGAUUAUAGAAGCCCUAAGGCUCCGCUCUACGAUUUGCUUGGACAUGGAGACAAAGUAUUGGACAUUGAUUGGUCAAAUCCAAAGUAUAUCGUGUCUGGCGGUGCUGACAAUACUGUGAGAGUUUUUAAGUCUCGAAAAGCAGCGGUGCCCGAAACAAUGGAUGAUACCAAAUAAAGGCAACUGGCCUGUACCCAUGAAUUUUCUAAGAAAAUGUAUCCAUGUAUGGUUUUUACUUUUAAUAGUUAAAUUAAAUUUUGAUAAAACGAAGAACAUAAAUAUUGCAGCAAUAAAUACUAAGAAUUGACAGUAAAA
This is a messenger RNA of Bactrocera oleae (olive fruit fly), 1874 nucleotides long. RefSeq names its product ribosome biogenesis protein WDR12 homolog. Gene Ontology annotation, biological process: ribosome biogenesis. Gene Ontology annotation, molecular function: protein binding. The record is from RefSeq and is a predicted model, not a curated record. NCBI's taxonomy places the organism in Eukaryota, Metazoa, Arthropoda, Insecta, Diptera, Tephritidae.